CAUUUAUUUAUUUAUAAAGCAACUAAAUUAAAUGGAAAUUGCUUCUCCUUCUUUCGCAUACAUUUCUUAUUUCUUGCGCAUUGAAUGGUAGCUUUAUAUUUCUUUCUGGAAAUUCUUGUUCAAGUAGAGUGAAUGGAAACAAAGGCAGCCUGAAUUUAACAUUGAACUCUGAUGUGUUUUACUUAAUUGCUAGAGAUUGUAUUGAUUUGGAUUCACGGUUGAACUGCAGUUUCACCAGUAUCAGGUGGUGGGGAGAGCUCUACCUUCUGAGUCAGAUGAGCAUCCGAAGAUUUAUCGGAUGAAGCUCUGGAGCACCAACGAGGUCCGUGCCAAAUCAAAGUUUUGGUAUUUCUUAAGGAAGCUGAAGAAGGUUAAGAAGAGCAAUGGGCAAGUUUUAGCAAUCAAUGAGAUUUUUGAGAAGAAUCCUACCAAGAUUAAGAACUAUGGUAUCUGGCUGCGUUACCAAAGUCGAACUGGGUAUCAUAAUAUGUACAAGGAAUACAGAGACACUACUCUUAAUGGUGUUGUGGAACAAAUGUACAAUGAGAUGGCUUCUCGUCACCGUGUUAGGUUCUCAUGCAUUCAGAUCAUCAAAACAGCCACCGUACCAGCUAAGCUUUGCAAGAGAGAGAGCACUAAGCAGUUCCACAACUCUAAAAUUAAGUUUCCUCUGGUGUUUAAGAAGGUUCGGCCACCCACUAGGAAACUCAAGACUACAUAUAAGGCAUCAAGGCCCAAUUUGUUUAUGUAAUCCUACCAAUUUGGCUAAUUUCAGUUGCUAGAUGUUAAUUUUUAGGUCUUGGAGGUGUGUGACUGAAAAUCUUGAGUUUGAAUUUUUCCUAUCAGUGCUAGCAGUUGAGGUAAAUCUGAAAUGAAAAUUUUUGACGGGCUUGUUUCAGAAAUUUCAUUUUCUAGUGAUGGGUUGAAGUAGUUAUUAUGAUGGCAAAAGUUAGCUCUCUGAAAUUUGCAUAACAAUAUUUUUGUCAUCAUCUCAGUGAACAAUUAUUUUUAA
Hevea brasiliensis (rubber tree) is the source of this 1012-nucleotide messenger RNA. RefSeq names its product 60S ribosomal protein L18a-2. The record is from RefSeq and is a predicted model, not a curated record. NCBI's taxonomy places the organism in Eukaryota, Viridiplantae, Streptophyta, Magnoliopsida, Malpighiales, Euphorbiaceae. Gene Ontology annotation, biological process: translation. Gene Ontology annotation, molecular function: structural constituent of ribosome. Gene Ontology annotation, cellular component: cytosolic large ribosomal subunit; ribosome. The transcript has 3 exons. Bases 299 to 751 code for a protein of 150 amino acids.